UCGCUCUUUCUUAGUGUGUUCUCUAGAUGAUAAUACUAAACAUUGAACUGCCCCGUGCUUCUAUUCAUAAGCGAGCAAUGCUUGCGGACGGACGCCAACGCGCUCUGAGAUAAAGUUAACUCGAUAAUACAUAAGUAAAUGUACACGUAUGUACAAGGAGCUACAGCAGCAAGAGCCAAAAAAGUUUUUAAGUGCCGCGGCUUUAAAAUAUCUAAAGUGAAAAGAAAUUAAAAAUACAAUUUUAAGCGCCACUCGAUUUUUUUGUAACUAAAAAAUCCAAACAGGGAAUAUGAAGGAGUUUGGCAAAUUGUUUUCUCGGGGUUAUAAGGCAGUUUGUGUAAGCGAUGAAGUGGCCUGCAGUCAGCGGCAAUCGAUGGUGACAGCUGGAUUUGGAUUGGGAACGAGACCCGAUGUAGAUCCUGCGGUAUUUUGUGCCGCUCAGGUUUCAUUGCAGCGAAUUCAACGGCGCAAGAGUCUCAAGGCAAAUCGUUCUAUGAAGCCGAUUGACAUAUUGGGCAGCUUUUUUAAUGAGCCAAUCCAUGGCAAACGUAAUCGAGUUCCAACGCGCACAAACACCAAAUGUUCCGGCGCUCGAAACUCCUGUGCGUGAAGAGAUGUUUGACUU
Messenger RNA from Drosophila suzukii, 625 nucleotides. NCBI's taxonomy places the organism in Eukaryota, Metazoa, Arthropoda, Insecta, Diptera, Drosophilidae. The record is from RefSeq and is a predicted model, not a curated record.